Messenger RNA from Oncorhynchus masou masou (cherry salmon), 4708 nucleotides. Its product is annotated as GTP-binding protein 2-like. The transcript has 12 exons. The coding region runs from base 784 to 2652 and encodes 622 amino acids. The record is from RefSeq and is a predicted model, not a curated record. Gene Ontology annotation, molecular function: GTPase activity; translation elongation factor activity; GTP binding. Gene Ontology annotation, biological process: translational elongation. Lineage: Eukaryota; Metazoa; Chordata; Actinopteri; Salmoniformes; Salmonidae.
GGCCGAAUACUUUCGCAAGGCACUGUAUGCAUCUCCUCUCUCCCCACUCACUCACUCACUGAGAGCAAAACAAUAAACUUCCCUUUUCAGGAUCCUGUCUUUCAAAUACAAUUCGUCAAAAUCCAUAACUUAACAGAUCUUUAUUGUAAAGGGUUUAAACACUGUUUCCCAUGCAUGUUCAAUGAACCAUGAACAAUUAAUGAACAUACACCUGUGGAACAGUCUUUAAGACACUAACAGCUGACAAACGGUAGGAAAUUGAGGUCACCGUUAUGAAAACUUAGGACGCUGAAGAGGCCUUUCUACUGCCUCUGAAAAAUGCCCAGGGUCCCUGCUCAUCUGCAUGAACGUGCCUUAAGCAUGCUGCAAGGACGCAUGAGGACUGCAGAUGUGACCAUGGCAAUACAUUGCAAUGUAAUGUGAGAAGCCUAAGACAGCGCUACAGGGAGAUGGGAAGGACAGCUGAUCGUCCUCGCAAUGGCAGACAACGUGUAACAACACCUGCACACGAUCGGUACAUCCAAACAUCACACCUGCGGGACAGGUACAUGAUGGCAACAACUGCCCGAGUUGCACCAGGAAUGCACAAUCCCUCCAUCAGUACCUAGACUGUCCGUAAUAGGCCGAGAGAGGCUGGACUGAGAGCUUGUAGGCCUAUUGUAAGGCAGGUCCUCACCAGGCAACAACGUCGCCUAUGAGCACGAACCCACCGUCGCUGGACCAGACAGGACUGGCAAAAAGUGCUCUUCACUGACGGGUCGCGUUUUUGUCUCUACAGGGGUGAUGUUCGGAUUCGCUUUUAUCGUCAAAGGAAUGAGCGUUACACUGAGGCCUGUACUCUGGAACGGGAUCGAUUUGGAGGUGGGCGGUCACAGCAUCAUCGGACAUAGCUUUGCAGGCAAUCUCAACGCUGUGCGUUACAGGGAAGACCUCCUCCUCCCUCAUGUGGUACCCUUCCUGCAGGCUCAUCCUGACAUGACCCUCCAGCAUGACAAUGCCACCAGCCAUAUUGCUCAUUAUGCUGAAGAGGGGAAUAUAGAGUACAAGCUGAAGCUGAUCGACCCCACGCAAUACCGCUUUGAACACCUGGCCACACAGAUGAAAUGGCGACUACAGGAGGGGCGGGGUGAGGCUGUCUAUCAGAUUGGUGUCGAUGACAACGGCAUGCUGGUGGGCCUAUCAGAGGAAGACCUGGGGUCAUCGCUAAAGACCCUAGGCAGGAUGGCAGAGAAGGUUGGGGCUGACAUCACCAUUCUCAGAGAGAGAGAGGUGGACCAUGAUGCUGAUAUCCCUCGUAAGAUAGCUGAGGUUCUCAUAAGGAAGGUGCCAGACGACCAGCAGUUCCUGGACCUGCGGGUGGCUGUGCUGGGUAACGUGGACUCAGGAAAGUCCACCCUGCUAGGUGUGCUGACACAGGGUGAGCUGGAUAACGGGCGAGGCCGGGCCAGACUCAACCUCUUCAGACACCUCCAUGAGAUCCAGACAGGACGCACCUCCAGCAUCAGCUUUGAGAUUCUUGGCUUCAACAGUAAAGGAGAGGUGGUGAACUACAGUGAGUCGCGGACAGCAGAGGACAUAUGUGAGAGUGCCUCUAAGAUGAUCACGUUCAUUGACUUGGCCGGCCACCACAAGUACCUGAAGACAACCAUCUUUGGCCUGACCAGCUACUGCCCAGACUUUGCCAUGCUUGUGGUCAGUGCAAAUACGGGCAUCGCCGGUACAACACGGGAGCACCUGGGUCUGGCCAUGGCUCUGAAGGUGCCCAUCUUCAUUGUGGUCAGUAAGGUGGACCUGUGUAAGCGCGAAACGGUGGAGCGCACGGUCCGGCAGCUAGAGCGCAUCCUAAAACAGCCCGGCUGCAACAAGGUGCCACUGGUGGUGUCCACUGCUGACGAUGCCGUCACGGCUGCACAGCAGUUCGCUCAGUCACCCAGCAUCACUCCCAUCUUCACCGUGUCCAGUGUGUCUGGGGAAAGUCUGAAUCUGCUCAAGGUCUUCUUCAACAUCAUCCCCCCACUCAGCAACAGCAAGGAGCAGGAGGAGCUCAUGCAACAGCUCACUGAGUUCCAGGUGGAUGAGAUCUACACAGUGCCUGAUGUGGGGACAGUGGUGGGAGGAACUCUAUACAGUGGUAUCUGCCGUGAGGGGGAGCAGCUGGUUGUGGGUCCUACAGACUCCGGUCAGUUCCUCAAGUUGACAGUGUGCAGCAUCCAGAGGAACCGCUCAGCAUGCAGGGUACUGAGGGCCGGCCAGGCCGCCACGCUCGCACUGGACACGUUCGACCGCUCGCUGUUACGCAAGGGUAUGGUGAUGGUGAGUCCAGAGAUGAACCCCACUAUCUGUUGGCUGUUUGAGGCGGAGAUCGUGCUGCUAUUCCACGCCAAGACCUUCCACAAGGGCUUCCAGGUCACUGUGCACGUGGGCAACAUCAGACAGACUGCUACUGUGAAGGCUGUGCACGGCAAGGAGGAGCUGAGGACAGGUGAGAAGGCAGUGGUCUGUUUUAAGUUCAUUAAGCACCCAGAGUACCUGAAGGUGGGGGCCAAGCUGCUGUUCAGAGAGGGAGCCACCAAAGGCAUCGGCCAGGUCACCAAGCUGCAGCCUGUCUCCCGGUCACAGCCCUCACAGAGUGAGGAGGAGGACGAGGCCUAGAACCCAGAACCGCCCAGUGGAUCAGGAGAACCACAGCCGUCCCAGCUAGAUCCCAGGAUCUAGAACAUCGGAGGAGAGGGUUCCGUCUCUUUCUCCUGUCGUCUUCAGCCUUCCUGCUUCUUCCAAAGCCCCUCUCCUGUCAUCUCAGCAAAGAACCGACUUUUCCCUCAACUUCUGUCUUUUACUUUGUUUUUCCAAAGCCUUGUUAUCACCAAACUUUUUCUCAAGCCUUUUCAAGAACUGCUAUUUCGAUUGUUUCCUUGUGCUUUUCUAGAUACUAAUGAGCGGAGUAUAUUUUUUUCUCCUGUGUCAUCUGUUCACCUAGCAACAGUCACCACGGUGAGGUUGAGGUGUAAGGAAGACCUGGUUACAAAAGGCACAGAGAUCUAUGGAAAUGAGUGUAAAGCAGCAGUCACCUUCAACACAGUUGAUUCACACCUCUGAGUGAAGUGCUUACACACACUCACCUCUCACUCAAACAUACAUUCAUGUACUGAAACACAAGUACACAGGUGCAUCCACACACACUGACGCCGGUAUUUAUCACCUGAAAAGGCACUGAGUUCUGUUACCAGAUGUCUGGCAUGUUUACAAGCUAAAAAUACAGACAGAGGAGUGAUGGCAAAUCAAUGUGAGUUUUCUUCUAUUGCAGCUACAGAACUAGGAUGUUAGAAUUGUUAUGCCUCCUCUGUCAACUUCAUAAUCCCACAUCAUCUGGUUUGUAUGACCUGCCCCGUGCCUGGCUGAAAGUGACAAGUCCUCUUAUACCAUGUUUGAAUAUGUUGUUCACAUUGGCACUUUAUGAUGAGGCAUUUCCUAUUAGCUUGUGAUGUAUGGGUGAAACUUGACGUUGUGAUAAACUGGCCAAGAUGGCCAAUGCUCUCACUGACAUUCAUCCCCAGUAAAGUUCUCCUUCCUCUGGCACAGUUUGAGAAUUAUGUUUGUAACUCGCAGCAAUGCCUCUCGAUGGCCCGACUAACCAAUGAAUGGUGUUGCUACCUACUUUUCAAGUGCUUUAGUCACUCAGGUCAGUAUAGUUCAUACAGUAUAGACACCAUUCCACUCUCUCACAGAACUACUCCAAUGAUUUGAGAUUUUAUUGAUCAUUUUGAGUGUCUUUGAGGAAUAGUCAGCCAUUUCUCCCAAAGAGUGACUACUUUGUGUGUUUUUGAUUUUGCUUAUUGUUUAAAAAGCGGCCACUUUGUGCUGCUACGUUUAAACUGCCCUGUUCGGCAAUCGUGUCCGAGGUUGUCUUUUUCUGUCUUCUCCCUUACGUUACUGUUGUCUCUGAUUAUGAAGGGGUGAAACACAGUGCCUAGUGGAACUACUUUUGGAGUACCCUUCCAUGACACCCCCCAGGGUUUUACAACUUUUUAGGUAAAUCAACUUGAUUUGGUGCUACUCCUUGAAACAACUUUUGAUAUCUAGAUGAUGAAUUAGGGAAAGGUGUUCAUUGCUGAAUUUGUUUGUUCAAGUCUGCUGUUGACCAUAUAAAGUGUCAAGUUAUUGCAUGUUAGAAAGAAUGACGCAGAGAAAUCACUUGCUCAUUUAUGCCUCGUUCACGUGCUUCAGAACUCUGGAAUGUCCAACUUGCUAACUGGUUGAACGCGGUACGUGUAUCUACAACCAGUUAGCAUGUUGGACAUUUCUGAAUUUCCUAUUUCCAACCCGCACGUGAACGUGGCAUUAACUAUUUAAGAGGGGCAACUAAAUGUGCUCUUUUUGUUGCACAUAUGGUAUUACUCAUAGAGGGGAAAAUGACUAUUUGAACCAAAAUAUGAAAAGAGCUGAUCAGAUGUUGUCAAUUAAUUUUUGCAUCAAAGUAAUGUUUGUUUUUUUAUAGAUUUGUAGUGGUUUCUAAUUUCACUCAAUUUUAAUUCACCUGUUGUUCAGACAGUUUUAGUCCAGCACCAACAAGUGUCACGUGUUCUCUACCACGGAUGCAAGGAUUGUUUUCCUUUAAAAAAAAAUUGUUUGGAGGGUGAAGUACCACAUAUUUAUGUACAGAUCCAGUUUGUAUAUUAUGGAACCCAUAAAUAAAAAGUUGUUACAUUUA